GUGCGCGUAUUCGGUGAGCCACCUCCAACUGUUUAUUGGAAGUACAACGACGAGCCUUUGCAUGCAACACCGGAAACGCGCGUUGAGGAGGAAAUCAGCAGAUGGCACCGGGUUUUGAUUGAGAAUACUCGCCCCGAGCAUUCCGGAAUGUACACUGUUAUUGCUGAGAACGAAGCAGGUGAAGCGCGAUCCGGCGCAACACUGAACGUCGAAUCUCGUCGCACACCUAUGGAACAAAAAGGAAGAACAGUUGUUCAGUCAAGGGUGGGCAUUGAAAUAAAAUUUUUUGAGUGUUUCCCAAUGUAA
Molecule: messenger RNA, 306 nt
Organism: Gongylonema pulchrum
Lineage: Eukaryota; Metazoa; Nematoda; Chromadorea; Rhabditida; Gongylonematidae
Source: the annotation of a GenBank genome assembly